Messenger RNA from Ochotona princeps (American pika), 1502 nucleotides. RefSeq names its product zinc finger protein OZF-like. NCBI's taxonomy places the organism in Eukaryota, Metazoa, Chordata, Mammalia, Lagomorpha, Ochotonidae. The coding region runs from base 18 to 1487 and encodes 489 amino acids. The record is from RefSeq and is a predicted model, not a curated record. The transcript has a single exon.
CUAGGAAUCCUGAUGAGAUGCUGUUUGAGAAACAACAGGAUGCGUUGAAUGUACCUGGCAGCAGACUUCCGUGCAGGGACAAUCUCAGGCAGCAUGUGAGGAGGCACACUGUUCAGCAGUCUUUUGAACAUAGCAGGACAGAGAAAACCUUUAGCAGGAAGAAGAUCUACUUUACACAGAAGAAGCUUUGCAUCAGAAACAGCUGUGAUAAGCCACGUGACAUGGUAGGAGAAAAAAUUCAGGUUGAAAAGAAAACUUUCCCCAAAAAUCCCGACCUUGGCAAUCAUCAGCAAGCAUACUCUGGAGAGAAACUCCUUGAACACUUCGAGAGUGAAAAAUGCUCUAUUUACCAGACAGAUCUUAGAAGAAACAGGACAGCAAGUCAGCAUACAUGUGGCUACUGCAAAAAACCUUUCCGUUAUACAUCUUGCCUUACCACCAAACACAGAAAUGGUACAGUUGGAAAUCUGUGUGUGUGCGCUGAAUGUAGAAAUUUCAUAUAUCAGAAGCCAGACCUCGCUAGAAAUCAGACAGUUCACACCGGAGAGAAGCCAUACCGAUGUCAUGAGCAUGGAAAUACCAUUUGUAAGAAGUCAGUCCUUCAAGCACAGCAGAGAACUCAUCAAAGAGAGAAACCCGAUGAAUGCAAUGUGUGUGACAAAGCUUUUUCCAGCAAGUCUUACCUAGUAAUUCAUCAGAAAAGUCAUUCCAGUGAGGAGCUUUAUGAAUGUAAUGAAUGUAGAAAAGUUUUUUGCAAGAAGUCGGCUCUCUUCAAACAUCAGAGAAUCCACACAGGAGAGAAACCUUAUGCAUGUUCAGAGUGCGGAAAAUUCUUUAACUGGAGGUCAAAUCUCAUUAAACAUCAGAAAAUCCACACAGGACAGAAACCUUAUGAAUGUUUAGAGUGUGGAAAAUUCUUUAACUGGAGGUCAAAUCUCAUUAAACAUCAAAGAAUUCACACAGGGGAAAGACGUUAUAGUUGUAGUGAGUGUGGUAAAGUCUUUUGGGACAAGACAGAUCUCAUUACACAUCAGAGAAUUCACACAGGGGAGAAACCUUACGCAUGUAAAGACUGUGGGAAAUUCUUUAACUGGAAAUCAAAUCUCAUUAGACAUGAGAGAAUCCACUCAGGAGAGAAGACUUAUGAAUGCCCAAAGUGCGGAAAGGCUUUUAAGCAGAAAUCAGAUUUCAUUAAACAUCAGAGAACUCACACAGGACAGGAACUUUAUACAUGUAGUGAGUGUGGAAAAGUCUUCUGGGCAAAGUCAGACCUCAGUAGACAUCAGAGAAUUCACACAGGGGAAAAGCCUUACACGUGUAAUGAAUGUGGAAAGGCAUUCAACCGACGGUGUUCUCUCAUUAGGCAUCAGAGAAUCCACUCGGGGGAGAAGCCUUAUGAAUGUAGUAAAUGCAGAAAGGCCUUUAGCCGGAGGUCAGAGCUGAUUAGACAUCAGAGAAUUCAUACAGAGGAAACCAUAUGCAUGUAGUGAGUACGGUAAAUU